UCUAAACAUAAAGAGCAUAUUUGAAUUGUAGAACUAUUUCAAUGCAACUACCAAAUACACUGAUGGUGUGGUAGAAUAUGUAUAACAAUAAUAAUUUGGAAUUUGUUGUCAGAUUUAAUCAUAUCUUAAAAUCAUAUUACUGCAUUACUAUACUAUAUAUUUUGCUGUAUUUGUAUUGCCUACAGGACGAUUUUUUAUGUUGGUUGUAUACCUUCAUAAUCCAUCAUUAAACACUAACUUACUAAGUUCAUCGAUAGAUAGAUAGAUAGAUAGAUAGAUAGAUAGAUAGAUAGAUAGAUAGAUAGAUAGAUAGAUAGAUAGAUAGAUAGAUUAAAUGAUAACUGGCAUUGAGGAAAACACAGACUAUUGUUGAAGCAGGUGGACUCUUUUAGCCGUCUGUUCCACCCGAACGUUUUUCAAGGUGACACAAAACAAUCGCAACAGUGCAUAGAUGUACUGUAGGGAGAACUUAAUGGCCAGGCCUCCAUGUUAAAACCAGUUAGACAGUAAUUUAUCCACGAUCGGUGUUUGUAUAUGGCAGACAUUAAUACGAGCUUCGCCUGCAACAAGCUAACGUUGAUCGUUUGGUCGUAGGUAAAGCUCGCGACAGACGUCAUUGUGUCGCAGCUAACGUAAAGUUAGCUAGAAUGCUAACAUGAUGUUCAACCCAUUAGCCGGGUUACCAGAUGACAGAAAAUCCAUGUACAGUCAGUCACAAAAUAGCGUGUACAAAACUGGCGAUAAAACAAGCCCUAUUAGCGUCAUACUGGUUAGCUCUGGCAGCCGAGGGAACAAGCUACUUUUUCGAUACCCUUUCCAAAGAGUGGCUGAAUGUCCGUCAUCUCUUACAGCAAAACAGCGAAGUCCAUAUGCACUGAACACAACCGGGGAUGGCCUUGAAGAUCAGGAUGGUGAUUCAAGAGAACAAUCUCCACUAACUGACGAACAGUUGGUAGCAGGGUUCUCUGACAUCAUCCUCGCCACCAUCCUGGCCACCAAAUCUGAUAUUUGUGGAAAGAAGUUUGAAUUGAAGAUAGACAAUGUUCGAUUUGUGGGUCACCCUACUCUCCUUCAGCAUCCUCCCAUCAUUCAGGUUUCUAAGACAGAUCCUUCCCCUAAGAGAGAAAUGCCUACGAUGAUCUUGUUUAAUGUGGUGUUUGCACUAAGGGCGAAUGCUGACCCGUCCGUCAUCAGCUGCAUGCACAACUUGUCACGCCGCAUCGCAAUAGCCCUGCAGCAUGAGGAGCGGCGCUGCCAGUACCUGACCAGAGAGGCUAAACUGAUGCUGGCCGUCCAAGAUGAGAUUACCACCAUGACUGAGACGGAUGGAAGCCCCCAGUCCCCAUUUAGACAAAUUCUUCCCAAAUGUAAGCUGGCCAGGGACCUGAAGGAGGCUUAUGACAGCCUUUGUACAACUGGUGUGGUGCGACUACAUAUUAACAACUGGCUUGAGGUGAGCUUCUGUUUACCACACAAGAUCCACCGGAUUGGUGGCAACUAUAUCCCCCCAGAGGCAUUAGAGCGCAGUCUUAAGGCUAUAAGACCCUAUCAUGCCCUGCUGCUGCUGGAAAGUGAGAAGGCAUUGCUGAGCCAGCUUCCUCUGGACUGCUCGCCUGCGAUGGUGCGCCUCAUCAAAACCUGCUCAGCAGUGAAAAACCUGCAGCAACUCGCACAGGAUGCUGAUCUGGCCUUACUUCAGAUUUUUCAAAUUGCUGCUCACUUGGUUUACUGGGGCAAAGCGAUCAUCAUCUACCCACUGUGUGAGAACAACGUCUACAUGCUGUCUCCUCAUGCCAACAUCUGCCUAUACUCACCGUUGGCUGAGCGGUUUGCCCAGCAGUUUCCUGGUCAUGAUCUGCCCUCCAUGUUAGCAAAGUUUUCACUGCCUGUGUCACUGGCCGAGUUCAGAAACCCCCUGGAAGCUCCUGCACAGGAGGCCCAGCUGAUCCAGAUGGUGGUGUGGAUGCUCCAGUGCCGCCUGCUGAUCCAACUGCACACUUACGUCUGCCUGUUGGUACCGCCCAGCGAGGAUGAGCCUGGGUUGAGGGAUGAAGACCCUCCACUGGCGGCCCGAGUAGGAGGCCGCAGUCUCAGCACCCCUAGCGCUCUCAGCUUCGGUUCCCCAACCAGCAGUGAUGACAUGACCCUCACCAGUCCCAGUAUGGACAAUUCUAGUGCAGAGUUACUCCCUGGUGGAGACUCUCCGCUCAACAAGAGGAUGACAGAGACGCUGCUUGCCAGCUUGUCAGAGCACGAGAGGCAGGUUAUUCUUAACAUCCCUGCUGCACAAAAUCCAGAGGAUCUACGGAUGUUUGCCAGGCUGCUUCACUAUUUCCGGGGACAUCACCACCUGGAAGAGAUUAUGUACAAUGAGAACAUGAGGCGCUCACAGCUCAAGACACUGUUUGACAAGUUCCGCAGUGUCCUUGUGGUGACCAACCAUGAGGAUCCCAUUAUUUCAAUCUUUCAGUCACCCACAGAGUAGUGGCACAGAGACAGUAUCAGCUCUCACCAACUGAAAAAUAUGUCAGUUUGAGAGCAGUUAAUAGCCUGCUGUGCUCACAGUUAAGUGCUAUUGCUCAACAACGUUGUUUUAAAUUGAACUGACACAAUGAUUGCAUUAAUGUGUGCAGAUUUACAAAAUGUAGAAAGUGUUUUUUCCUUUAUGAGCCAAUGUUUGUUUACAAUAUUAAAUUAUUUUGUACAUACCAGAAA
Molecule: messenger RNA, 2715 nt
Organism: Siniperca chuatsi (mandarin fish)
Lineage: Eukaryota; Metazoa; Chordata; Actinopteri; Centrarchiformes; Sinipercidae
Gene: nprl3
Product: NPR3-like, GATOR1 complex subunit
Exons: 14
Coding region: 656-2485 (609 amino acids)
Biological process (GO): TORC1 signaling; negative regulation of TORC1 signaling; cellular response to amino acid starvation
Cellular component (GO): GATOR1 complex
Source: RefSeq, a predicted model, not a curated record